AUGGGAACUGGUGCGAAGCAGAAAGACGCAUCAAAAGCGACGCCAUCGGGGCACAAGGAGCGGCCCAACAAGUCUGACAAGCGUAAGAACUCUUUCAAGGCGUCCCAUGCAAAGCGGCUGGAAGAUGCAAUAGCCUGGAUGUAUCACUGGCACACAGACAGAAGCACCUGGACCUUCGACAAGAAGCAGCAGACGUUGCUUGUGCAGGCAUGGAUGGACUCAGAGCGCAUGCCCAAGGACACCUUUGCCGUCUUCUGCCUUUUUGCCGCGGGAAGUGAGGCGGAAGCCUUCAAGCGCCGCUUGUUGCAGGAGGCAGAAGUCAUGCUCACUCGCUACAGAAACAACAAGGAAAACGAAAAUCUCCGGAGGCAAGCAAAGAGGGCAGUCAAAUUGAAGGCCGCCCUCAGCAGCGGGAAGAAUGAUCCUGAGGCCCAGCUCCUGGCGGACGAGGUAUAG
This is a messenger RNA of Giardia duodenalis, 456 nucleotides long. RefSeq lists its product as uncharacterized. The coding region runs from base 1 to 456 and encodes 151 amino acids. Lineage: Eukaryota; Fornicata; Diplomonadida; Hexamitidae. The record is from RefSeq and is a predicted model, not a curated record. The transcript has a single exon.